Messenger RNA from Exserohilum turcica Et28A, 285 nucleotides. RefSeq lists its product as uncharacterized. NCBI's taxonomy places the organism in Eukaryota, Fungi, Ascomycota, Dothideomycetes, Pleosporales, Pleosporaceae. The transcript has 2 exons. Gene Ontology annotation, molecular function: heme binding. The record is from RefSeq and is a predicted model, not a curated record. The coding region runs from base 1 to 285 and encodes 94 amino acids. Gene Ontology annotation, cellular component: membrane; intracellular membrane-bounded organelle.
AUGUCACAGGUAUCUGAUUUCUCUAUAGCAGAAGUUGCAAAUCAUGGCAAAGGAAAGAAUAUAUGGAUUUGCAUUCAAGGAAAUGUAUACGAUAUAUCGAAGUUCAUAGAAGAGCAUCCUGGGGGAGAAGAGAUACUUCGUUCGUUUGCAGGCAAAGAUGCUACAGAAGCUUUUCAGGACGCUGCACACUCUGAGGAGGUGAAACCCAUAAUGGAGAGGCUGCUAAUUGGAACAGUUCCACUGUUGGUGAGUCAGGGCACACCUCAAUGGCAAAACGCAAGUUGA